Molecule: messenger RNA, 477 nt
Organism: Darwinula stevensoni
Lineage: Eukaryota; Metazoa; Arthropoda; Ostracoda; Podocopida; Darwinulidae
Source: the annotation of a GenBank genome assembly
AUGAAAGUACCCUGGCUCCUCCCAGAGCUACCGAGGAUAUUGGCAAGAAACGUGGAUCCUGGAGUCAGUCGCUAUCUGGAAGGCACCAUUGUGACCUUACCAAAUCUGGAGCUGACUCCAGGACAACCUACCAGCGAUAAAGGUGAUGGUGGAACUGAAGAAAUACUUUUGUCUGCUGUGAAGACUGCAGAAGAAAUGCAAGCAAAUUAGAUCAUGUACGUAUUCAGGGUGCACUCUGCAGAGGAGAUAGAUGAUUCGAUGGUGCUGUUAUCAUUUCUGGCGCAUGUGAAAUUGGAGGUGACAUCUCCACAUACUAUCGUACUCAGACUCAAAGGAGAUAAUCGACUCCGGAAGAAGACCAUUGAAGGGAAACUCGGGAGCCUACGUUCGUCCGUGAGAUGGCAUGCAGACGACGCGGACAUCGAAAAAUGUAUCAAGACGGAGGAAGUCCGAGCUAAAUAUAAUGUUGUCUGGUAA